Messenger RNA from Scomber japonicus (chub mackerel), 2508 nucleotides. RefSeq names its product oxidoreductase NAD-binding domain containing 1 (gene oxnad1). Gene Ontology annotation, molecular function: oxidoreductase activity. The record is from RefSeq and is a predicted model, not a curated record. NCBI's taxonomy places the organism in Eukaryota, Metazoa, Chordata, Actinopteri, Scombriformes, Scombridae. Gene Ontology annotation, cellular component: mitochondrion. Bases 131 to 1063 code for a protein of 310 amino acids. The transcript has 8 exons.
GACGAAGAAGGCAGCUACAGUAGAGGAACGCUACUCUUCAUGUAAUCUAAACGCGACCAAGGUUAUCCUGAACAUACCGGAGCAAAAUAUGAACUUUUGACAAAAAGAGUGGCGCCUUAAAUCGGUCGCAAUGAGCGUCCCCUGCAUUCUGGUAUCCGCUGCCCGAGGUUUCAGCCUACCGUGUCCCGCCGCCGGUCUGCUCUGCUCCCGCCUGCUGGGAGCCAGCUCAAUCAAAAGAAGAAAUAUGUCAUCCAGAAGACAAAUGGACCAUCUAGAGAGGACAGCGAGCAACAGCAGACAAAAUGCUCUGUAUCCAGCCCAAGUAUGUGGCAUCAUAAACGAGUCAGAGACAGUAAAACGCUUGAGAAUAGCCGUCCAUCCAGACUUCAGCUUUAAAGCAGGACAGUGGGUGGACUUCUUCAUUCCUGGUGUGGAGAAGGUGGGAGGUUUCUCCAUGUGCUCCAGCCCAGGUUUGCUGCAGAGGGAAGGAGUCAUUGAACUGGCCGUCAAAAACAGCAAACACCCCCCAGCACACUGGAUUCACACCGCAUGUACAGUGGGCUCCCACGUGGCCAUGCGUGUCGGCGGGGACUUCUUCUUCGACCCGUCACCCUCUGAUCCCUCUGUGGAUUUGCUGCUGGUGGCCGGCGGUGUAGGGAUCAACCCCCUGUACUCCAUUUUGUUGCACAUGACAGAUCUGCUGCAUCUCAACCAAGCCUCAGGCGGGCGAGACUAUAACAUAGGCUCCACCCAUCUUUGUUACAGCGCUAAGAACACGCAGGAGCUGCUCUUCAAGAGGUCCAUCACACAGGCAUGCCAGGACUUUCCUGACAAGGUCUCCUGUGAUUUCCAUGUCACGCAACAAAGCACGGAUGUCGACCCGCACCUCCAGCCAUUUGUCAAAGAUGGAAGAAUCACAGAAGCAGAGUUGAGGAUUCAUGUGGACCCAAAGAGGACUUUGUGUUACCUGUGUGGGCCCCCGCCCAUGAUUGAAGCCAUUUCAAAAACCCUCAUGGAGCUUGGCCUCUCAAAAGACAGAAUCAUCUUUGAGAAGUGGUGGUAGGAAUCUCCUACAACUCCCAGAAACUUACAAGGUUGUUCUCCCGGGUCCUGCUCCCCCUUUUUUUUUUUUUUUUUUUUUAGGUCUGGGUGUGUUGAGAAUGGAAAGAAACAGUGAUAUAUUCCAGUGAUGUGGACAUUGAUGUGAGUGCUUAAGUAGUUACGGGAAUUCAACCUCCAGUCCCUGCUGCUGAAACCUGACCUGUGUUUGAUCUGUGAUAGACUGCUGGGACCGCCCACUCUUCAGCUAGCAGCUGACUCACAAAGACAGUACAUGAGUUCUAUUUCUUAUGAUCAACAACAAAAGACUGUACUUUAUAGACUUUUAGUAAGCCAUUGUUCAUCUCACUGCAACUCCAGUGUCCCCUCCAUGUGUAUGAUGGACAUAUUGUGACAGAUGAACACAGAUUCAGUUCUGAUCUAAUUUCCAGCUUCAACUUGCUUGACUGAGGUCCUGCAUAGAACAAAUUAAUAGAUGAUGUUUAGUUGUUUUUACCUGAAUGUUUAUGCAUUAAUUCAACUUAACAAGUCUGUCUUAAAGCUGUAGUUUGACAUUACGGGAAAUACGGUUUGCUGAGAGUUAGAAGAGAAAAUUAUGAUUACUCACAUUAAUAAGUUAAAUUAGUUUAACUUUGCAGUUCAUUAUACAGAGGUAAGAACCAAAUCAACCUACCAAAACCUCUAAAGUUUACUAAUUAUCAUGUUAUAUACUAAAAACAGCAUGUUUUAAUGUUACAUCCAAUUCUCAGCAAGAAAGUGAAUCAGUGCAUUUCCCAAAAUGUGGAACUACUCCUUUAAAGGCUCUAGGACUUCAAGGAUCAGUACAAACAGUUGUAAUCUGUGCCACUAUUUUACAGUGUUAAUGAGUGAUUUAUUUUCUAUCAAAAUACCUCUAAUUUGGUGAAAUGUAUUUUAUUAGAAAUGUUGUACAAUGAGUAUAUAUAAUUGGUGAAGCAACUAUUUAUUUGCAGAGCUGAAGAUUUUAGAAUUGUUAUUUAUGAGCAAUGGUUUUGUAUAGUGUACUCGCCAAUUUGACACUACUCAGUUUAUUUUUAGAGGCAAGAAUUUAAUUCUCACACAUAGUUGGCCAGCGUCCUCAUUUUACUCAUUUACACUGUUACAUGCAUACACAGUGCCUAGCUCACGUACACGCUUUCCCUCAAUCACACACAUUCACAUACCCAUAAACGCUUUCUCAUCCCGGGGUGGAGUGAGUAUCCCAUGGUGCACUGUAAUGGAACCUCCAGGUGGUCUGUGAUUGGCUUGGAUCACCAAACAUCCCUUGGAGAUGGUUGCAGGCUUCUUUCUGUUGUGUCUCAGCGGGGGAUUCUCUAUUGACUCAUUUGAGUUGUUUCUGCAUUUCUUCCUCAUAUGAGGAAAACUGUUUAUGCCGGUAACGUGAGAUUUAAAAGAAAUAAAAGAAAUGGAGUCAAUCUGUUUUAAACACUU